AUGUCUCGAUUCUUCCGCGGCGGCGACGACAGCUCCAGUGAGAGCAGCUCCGACGAGGAGGACCUGUACUCGGGAUCCGAGGCUGAAGAGAACGAGAAGAUCGAGCAAGAGGAGGAGAGUUCCGAUGCUGCCGAGGAGGAAGUCGAGGCCGCAGAAGAGAGCGACUCGGACGCCGACCAGAAGAAGAAGGGUUUAUCUCGUUUCUUAGUCGACCAGGAUUCUUCCGAAAGCGAGGAGAGCGAUGGCGAAAUCACGGCCAAGGUUAAGAGUGCUAAGGACAAGCGGUUCGACGAACUCGAAGCUACUAUCACUGGCAUUCAAAAUGGGCAGAAAAUCAACGACUGGGGCUCCAUCUCCAAUGAAUUCGAUAAGCUAAACCGCCAGGUUACGAAACUUCAGGAUGGCGGCAAGGCGCCCAAGAUAUACAUCAAGUGUAUCGCCGAGCUUGAGGACUUCAUGAACGAAACCCUAGCCAAGCAAAAGGUCACGCCGAAGAAGAUGAACGCCACAAAUGCCCGUGGCCUGAACGCGGUCAAGCAGCGCAUCAAGAAGAACAACAAGGACUACCAAGAGCAAAUUGAUGCGUUCAGAAAGGACAGCGAUGACUUCAUGGAGUCGGAUGAGGAGGAAGUGCCAGCACCCAAGGCGACCAAGGUUCGAUUCCAGGAUAUGAUUGCUGCCGACGAUGCUGAAGAGGACGAUGAAGGCUUCGCAACAGUUGGCAAAGGCGGCCGCGCCCUGCUCUUCACGCCCGAGAGCAUCUUCAAGCACCUUCGGACCAUCGUAGAGUCGCGAGGAAAGAAGAAUACCGACCGCCUAGAGCAGAUCAAGAUUAUGGAGAAGCUUGGCGAGGUUGCGGUAACCCCCUACCAGAAGAUACGGGUGCUCAUGACCUUGAUUUCGGCCCGAUUUGAUCUUGGUUCGGGAGGAGCGGCGUCGAUGCCGUUGGAGCAUUGGAAGGCCGCCGAGAGGGAGCUCUUCCUUCUUCUUCGCACCCUCGAGACCGAAAAGGACCAUAUCAUCAUUGAGGGUGCAGAUGAGUGGGAUGACGAUGACAAGCCUCCAGUUCUCGAACAAGGGCAAAAGUACAUCAGAAUCCCCGGCAGUAUCGUCUCGUUUAUCGAACGCCUGGAUGAUGAGCUUACCCGCUCCUUGCAGAGCAUCGAUCCCCACACCUCCGAGUAUAUCGAGAGGUUGACGGACGAGGGUUCGCUUUACAACAUCAUCUUCAAAGGACUUCUGUACUACGAGAUGCUUCGCAAAGACGCCUCCCUGGAGGUCCCCCAAGAGAGCCUGAACCGCAUCAUUCAGCGGCGCUUGGAUCACGUCUACUUCAAGCCGGCCCAAGUUGUGAAGAUUCUAGAGGAGAACUGCUGGAAGGAGGUACCGAGUAAUGUGGACUCGACGAUCACCCCUCGGACCGAGUCCGUCGAUGCAGGGCACCUCAUCAAUGUUCUCUGCAACUAUCUCUUUGCGAACAGCGAUGGCAUCAUCCGUGCCCGGGCCAUGCUCUGCCAAAUCUACUUCCUGGCGCUACAUGAUCAAUACUAUAGGGCUCGCGAUAUGAUGCUCACGUCGCAUUUGCAAGAGAGCAUUGCCCAGUUUGACAUCACGAGUCAAAUUCUUUACAACCGCACCCUCGUCCAGGUUGGUCUUUGCGCCUUCCGGAAAGGCUUGGUUUACGACGCGCAAAACACUCUUCAGGAAAUUUGCGGCAGCGGACGCCAAAAGGAACUUUUAGCCCAGGGUGUCAUGAUCCAGCGUUUCAACCAGGUCAGCCCGGAGCAAGAACGUCUCGAGAAGCAACGGCAGCUACCGUUCCAUAUGCACAUCAACCUGGAACUGCUGGAAUGCGUCUAUCUGACGUGCAGCAUGCUUCUCGAGAUUCCCCUCUUGGCACAAACUGGCUCAUCCCCCGAUGUCAAGAAGCGUGUGAUAAGCAAGACAUAUAGACGCAUGCUCGAGUAUCACGAGAGGCAGAUCUUCACCGGCCCUCCCGAGAAUACCCGAGACCAUGUCAUGCAGGCUUCAAAGGCACUCGCUGCGGGCGAAUGGAAGAAGGCUACGCUGUUUGUCCACAGCAUCAAGAUUUGGGAUCUCAUGCCGAACACUGAGGACAUCAAGACGAUGCUUGCUAAGCAGAUCCAGGAGGAGGGCCUCCGUACCUAUCUGUUUACCUAUGCUCCCUUUUACGAUACUCUCUCUAUUGAGUCUUUGAGCACCAUGUUCCAGCUAGACUCACGCAAGGUGUCGGCGGUGGUCAGCAAAAUGAUUAGCCACGAGGAACUCGCCGCUGCCCUUGACCAAGUUACAGAGACUGUCAUCUUUCGCAAGGGCGUGGAGCUGAGCCGGCUCCAGAGCUUGGCUCUGACUCUCUCAGACAAGGCUAGUGCGUUGAUUGAGACCAAUGAACGCACACUUGAGCAAAGGACACAAGGGUCGGCUAAUGCUUUCAACCGGAAAGAUGGAAGGGGUGGGAACCGUGGCGGUGGCCAGCGUGGUGGCAGAGGUGGUGCGAGAACCGGCGGAAACACCCAACGACAGGCUGGUGGCACACAGUUCACGGGUGGCGCCUUGGGUGCGGCUGUACGCGGUUAA
Lasiosphaeria miniovina is the source of this 2598-nucleotide messenger RNA. RefSeq names its product eukaryotic translation initiation factor 3 subunit 8 N-terminus-domain-containing protein. The coding region runs from base 1 to 2598 and encodes 865 amino acids. Gene Ontology annotation, biological process: translational initiation. The record is from RefSeq and is a predicted model, not a curated record. Gene Ontology annotation, cellular component: eukaryotic translation initiation factor 3 complex. Gene Ontology annotation, molecular function: translation initiation factor activity; translation initiation factor binding; RNA binding. NCBI's taxonomy places the organism in Eukaryota, Fungi, Ascomycota, Sordariomycetes, Sordariales, Lasiosphaeriaceae. The transcript has 3 exons.